Eimeria necatrix is the source of this 1638-nucleotide messenger RNA. RefSeq lists its product as hypothetical. Lineage: Eukaryota; Apicomplexa; Conoidasida; Eucoccidiorida; Eimeriidae. The transcript has 7 exons. Gene Ontology annotation, molecular function: serine-type endopeptidase activity. The record is from RefSeq and is a predicted model, not a curated record. Gene Ontology annotation, biological process: proteolysis. The coding region runs from base 1 to 1638 and encodes 545 amino acids.
AUGUUGCUGCUGCUGCGAGGGUUCCGUCUAUCCCCGGGGGUUGCUGCAGCGGCUUUGCUGCUGCUGCUGGGCUGCUGCUGGCGCUGGCCGGCGCGGCGCCCCGCUGCAGCAGCAGCAGCAGCAGCAGCAGCAGCAGCAGCAGCAGCAGACUCGGAGGCGCAGCAAAAGGCUGAAGGCCUCGCAGCACUUCUCUUUUUGGAUAAUGUUGUUGAAGGAUCUUUUUGCACUUAUGAUGGAAAAGGGGAUUUGUUCGAAAACCUCGACAUGCCCCAGGGACUCACUCCUGCUGCUGCUGCGCUGGACCUCCGGGGAGAGUCUAGUUCUUCUGCGAAGGCUCUUGCUGUUGCACUUGCUGCUCACCCUGCUCCGAGCAGGCGACUUGACGGAGCAGCAGCAGCAGCAGCAGCAGCAGCAGCAGCAAAAGCAGCAGCAGCAAACGCAGCAAUGCGACAAAGUCCUGCUGCUCACGACUCCACAAUAAGGGGGGCCCUCAGAAAGCUCAAGAACAGCCCCGACUCCAUCACGCUGCUGCUGAAGUGGGACUUCAGCUGCCUUGCUGCUCAGCGGCAGCAGCGGGAGCAGCAGCAGCAGCAGCACGAGCAGCAGCAGCAGCAGCAGCCAGUUGAGGUGUAUCUGCAGCUCGACCGCGAUGUCACGCGUGCUGCUGCUGCUGCUGCUGCUGAAGCAGGAAAGGGCCAAGUGCUUUUUACCCGAGGCGUUUUUCUAAGGGACAAGGCACAGCAGCAGCAGCAGCAGCAGCAGAAGCAGCCGCAGCAGAAGCAGCAGCAGCAGCAGCAGCAGCAGCAGCAGGUGCGUUUUGCUGCUGCUCAGGAGUCGGGGCUAGAGAGCGAAGAAGAGCUGCUGCAGCUGCUGAAGGAGACAAACAGCAGCAGCUGUCUCUCCCAAGUGUCUCUGGACAUGAAGGGGACACUGACGGGGUCCGUUCCUGCUGCUGCUGCUGCUGCGCGCAGCAGCAGCAGCAGCAGCAGCAGCAGCCACCGCGCAGCAGCAGCAGCAGCAGAUGUUGAAGACCCCUACUUCCCGCUGCAGUGGCAUCUGCAAGCAGCAGAAGGUCUUUACAACUUGGGAGCUGACAAAGCCUGGCAGCAAAUGCAAAGCGCGCAGCAGCAGCAGCAGCAGCAAGUGGUGGUGGCGCUGCUGGACACUGGCUGCGGCCCCCACGAAGACAUAAAUAAUAUUUUGUGGAUUAACAGCAAAGAGGACUGCAGCGACGGAGUGGACCACGACAGCAACGGCUACGUGAACGACUGCAAGGGCUGGGACUUUGUGGAAGACACAAACGACAUCACGGACACUUAUGGGCACGGCACGGCGGUGGCUGCUCUUAUGGCUGCGAGCUUUGACAAAAAGGGGGGCAGAGGCGUUUCGCCCACUGGCCGCGUGAUGUGUCUGAGGGUUGGAGACCAGAACGGAGUUCAGCUGUCUAGACAGCUCAUGGCCAUGGACUACGCGAUCCAGCAGGGGGCUCAGGUGUCUGUACACCCCUUCAGCCUCGCCACGGAGAACGAAGUAUACCGGGAGGCUUUUGAAAAGCUGCUUUCUUCAAACCACUUGGCAGUUGUUGCUGCUGGGGACAAUAACUGCGACUUGGACGAAGACACAUGCAAGUGCGCCUAA